Linum trigynum is the source of this 6305-nucleotide messenger RNA. Lineage: Eukaryota; Viridiplantae; Streptophyta; Magnoliopsida; Malpighiales; Linaceae. The record is from the annotation of a GenBank genome assembly.
CCUUAAAGAUAUGCUGUCUCCACUAAUGAAGUGGUGGUAAUCAUAAUCAUGCAUUUGGGCAACUUAUUGUUGUUAAUGAGGUAAGCUGUUCCUGUGCGACCUUCUAGAUGUGUUUGGUUUGAUAAUCACCCAAGAAAGUGACUUUUCAUCAGUAAAUUGCAUUGCAUGACUGCUUCAGCAAUCAGUGGUUGGUUUAAGUGACAUAAGGUUUACAGCUAUUGAAAACCCCCUCAGCUAGUUGCCAAUUUGGUCUUGGUUUCUUGUGAGUUUUGUUGUAUCCUUUUCAUCAAUGACAUGACAAACAUUGACCUGCUCUUUUUAGUGUAAACUUGUGGCAAGGUUAACAGAAGUUGUUGAUUGAUUGAAUGAUUGAUUGAGAUAUAAGCAAAAAUGGGGAUUACCCUGAAUUAGUUGUGGAUGUUAGAGUGUGGUUGCCUCGUCUUAUCUUAAUCUCGUUAUCUACGAUUUAAGUUUUAGAUAGAUAACUGUGUUUCUUGAAGGCUUUCACAUCAGCAACAUGACAUUAAAAAACUGAUAUUAACCUGAGAUGGAAGAAAUCACUAUUAUUUAUUACUCUGUUUUUAAAGUGAGUUCAAUGUCUUAACUGUUUCAGGAAUUUAGUGGCCGAUGUUGUAAACUGACGGACUUCAGUGACUUAAUCGGUAUUUAAUCCAUAGAAGCGUCUGUCAACAUUUUGGUCUGGAAAGGGCCUUAAGCCCAAAAGAAGGCAGUUCAGGCCCAGCUCUGUUUCGAGCGGCACUACACACAAUCACACAAACAAAGUCGGAAAAGGAAAGAGAAAAGCGCGGCAGACUGCAGAGAUCCUCGCCGGCUAGGCUCACCGGACGAGUGCUAGGGAGAAGUAGUGCCGGCGCACAGCUGACAACGAAUGCUGCAAGGUUUUGAUUCCGACCAUGUUCAUACCGGCGAAAAAAAUCAUUUCCCAGCUGAAGUUCAUCAAGCGGAUAUCCCCAACGCUAUUCUCUGAACUUCUUCUGCCGUCUAGUCGCUCUCCAUUCAGAAGCUUUUGCGUUCUCCUGACGGCUCCGGAUGAUGAGAAUCCCGUGGAACCAUCGGAGUGCGAUUCUGGAAUGGCAGCUCGAGUCCACAACGUCCUGAGGACACACAGGGAUGGCCCGACGAAGAAGCUCGAGCUCGCGGUCGCCCAAUGCUUCGACUCCAAACCCACGGAGCAGCUCGUUCUUGACGUUCUUCGGAUGAAUCGUUCCGAUUCAAGACUGGCUUUAAAAUUCUUCAACUGGGUUUCCAGCAUUUCCCCGCUUUCCGUCAGGCCUAGCGUCUGCAACGAAAUCCUUGAUAUACUCUGCAAAAUGCGUCAGUUUGGAGAUGCAGACAAAGUGCUCGUUGAAAUGUCCAAGAGAGAAGGAUUUGUGAGCGAGGAGACCUACAGGGUAUUGGUCAAUAGAUACGCAGCUGCACAUAAAGUUGACGAUGCUGUGGCACUUUUCCAUAAGAGGAGAGAAUUAGGUUUGGGCCAUGAUUUACCCGCCUUGCAGCAGCUUCUGAUGUCUCUGUGUAGGUAUAAACAUGUGGAAGUUGCAGAAACGAUAUUGCACUCCACGGGAAACGAUUUUCGCACCGACAUAAAGACUCUAAAUAUCGUUCUCAAUGGCUGGUGUGUUCUGGGAAAUGUACAUGAAGCCAAGAGAUUCUGGAAAGACAUUAUCGCGUCCAAAUGUAAGCCGGAUUUGUUCACGUUUGCAAUUUUCAUCAAAGCUUUAACCAACAAGGGGAAGCUAGGUACAGCGCUGAAGCUAUACAGAGCGAUGUGGAAGAAUGAAUGCAAACCAGACGUAGUCAUAUGCAACUGUGUGAUUGAUGCUCUUUGUUUCAAGAAGAGGAUUCCGGAAGCUUUAGAAAUUUUCCAUGAAAUGAAGGAAGAAGGCGUUUGUCCUCCAGAUGUGGCGACUUACAACUCGCUGAUCAAGCAUUUGUGCAAGAUUCAGAGGAUGGAGAAGGUUUAUGAGCUGUUGAGUGAGAUGGAAGAGAAGAAGGGGAGUUGCAUCCCAAACGAUAUAACUUUCAAUUACUUGCUCAAGUCGUUGGACGAGCCUGUUGAAGUUCCUAGGAUUCUUGAGAGAAUGACAAGAAAUGGUUGUGCCAUUAACCAGGAUACAUACAAUCUGAUAUUGCGGUUGUAUGCGAAAUGGGACUGCGAGGAGAAAGUGGUGGAGCUGUGGAAGGAGAUGGAGGAGAAGGGACUGGGACCUGAUCAACGGUCUUACUCGAUAAUGGUGCACUGGUUGUGUCAAAAGAGAAGAUUCGACGAAGCUUUGCAUUAUCUUCAGGAAAUGAAAUCUAAGGGCAUGGCUCCGGAACCAAAGACCGAAAUGCUGGUCAGUUCAAUGCUAACCAAGCGGAAAGAGAAUGAAUCUAGACAAAGGCGACAAGGUGCAAACCAGAAGAAGGUAUUCAUCAAGAGGAGUGUAGAGAAGAAGAAGGGCGGUGCAAGAAAUGAGUUUUGAAGGCCAUCUCUCGAUCAUCAAAGGAGUAUAUCAACUUCUCGAGAGUCAAGUUCGGAUGCAGUCGCGUGUGACGGUUGGUGAGUCGUGACCUUAAGCUAAGCCUUGUUGGUGUCAGGAUGCUCAAAUGUGGAUCAUCUCAUGGGAGGUUCUAGCCUUUACAGGGACUCCUUCACAUCUAUGAUGCCUCCAUGAUGCCAUCUGCCUUCCAACUCUGAGGUUUUGGGUGCUGACUGAAUUCUCUGAUCGAUGGACUUGCAGAAAUCAUUCUCGAAUGAAGGGCUGAACACUUCCUGCUGUAUCUCUUGUUUGGAAGGAAGACGUCAACUAAAAGUCUAAAAGCUAUAGUAAUUAUUCUCUUCAAGAAAGCAACUAACUUAAUAGUUAAAAGUUUUAGUUGAACCGUUAAUGUAUACAUUAGGAGCCUCAUAAACUUGGUGUGUUUUUGUUCUUGUUGUUAAGAUAGCUUCACUGAGUUUUUUUUUUUAUACUUUUCCAGUUUUCCUUAUUCUUGAAGUAGGUCGGACCGUAUGUAUGGCCCGAUUGCGGGAUAACCGCGGUUCAAUUGCAGGGCCCGGUCCAUCUCUCUUUCCCUUUUCUUCCCUCUGUCGAUUCUCUUCUCUAUAGUAGAAGUGUAGAACUGCAGAAGGUUGCGUUCCAAAAAAAAAAAAAAAACCCCGCUCCUUUUCAUUUUCAAUAUCACCUCGUCUCUUCAAUCCAAGCCGCUCUACUCACCGUGAACAAUGGCGGGUUGUAUUAGAUCAGCUCUUCCUCUCAUGAACAGGAUUGCCAGAUCCCAUUCGUCUUUCGCUCCUCAGAGGGCCGCUGUUCACCGCGCACUUCAGUCCCCGGCCCUCGCUUCUUCAUCCGAGGUAACAGGAACGGUGAUCGCAGUUCUUUUCUUUUCUUUUCUUUAACCUUUUGCUCUUUUGAUUGAAUUCCGGGGUUUGAGAAUCUAGGCUGCCCUCUGUAUCGCUCAGCCAAUUUGAUUUAUAGAGUUUGAAACCUCAGCUUCGAUAGGAGCUCUACUUUUAUCAUCGUUGUAAUGUCAUCGGAUUGAGCACAGGAACAAUUUAUUUGCAUUGGGUUUUACCCUUGAUGCUGUUCGUGGAAAGGCUUUUAAUUUUCAUUUCGAGUCUAAUAUAUAUAGGUGUUCUGCAUAUGGUUCUCUCGCAAGCAGGGUGAUUAUGCUUAGUUUGCUGUGACGCUUUUGCUUAACUUCAUCUGGUUUCUUGCAGUCUUCCAGAAAUUAUGCCACCGCAGCUGCACCUCCUAAGGAGCAGAAAGUUAAGGUAUUUGAAUUCAUUGGCUUGUCUAAUGCUGGUUUCAAAAAUGUUGGGCAGUAGUGUUGGGUCUUUCAAAAAUGUGUUUGAAUCUAGAGCUUGGAUCACCAGAAAAUCUUCUAACUUUCUUGUUCCGCUGUAUAAUCUUCCUAUAAUGGUUUCUAUUUUUCGUGUAGUUGCCAAUAGCUUUGUAUGGGGGAGCAGGAAACUAUGCCUCUGCUCUGUACAUUGCAUCCAAAAAGGCUAAUGUACUGGAUAAAGUUGAGUCCGAACUACUUGACCUUGUUCAGGCAUUGGAGAAAAGUCCUACUUUUUCUCAGUUCACAAAGGACUUGUCAGUGCCUGCUGAUACGAGAGUCAAGGCCAUUAAUGACAUAGCUGACCAAGCCAAAUUUUCACAAGUUACCAAGACCUUCUUGGGUAAGAAGUUCUUCUCUAAGUAAGGGGGUGUGUUCAUCCUGGGAAGUAGAAAUUACUUUUGGUUUCCUGCACUAGCUGAAUGGUAGUUUCUACACAGGACCUUAUUGCCAUCUGUUGAUUACUUCAAAUGAUCAUAUGAACUAUGGUUGAUAUAUAACUAAAAGGUUGAUAAACCAGGGGAACUUGAUCAUGUAUGCAAAGAGGGAAUCAACCUAGGGGUGCUCAGGUGCCAGGGAGCUAAUUUCUUUCUUUGACUUAUUGGUUUUCCCAUUACAAUGAUGACUCUGUUUGGAUUCUGAGAUGUACCUCCCAAAGUGAAACUUAACAUUUUAGCUUUUUCUCAGAUUUUGGUGCUGAGAGGUAGCUAAUAUAAUUGCUUUUUGGAUCAGUUGUUCUUGCUGAGAAUGGAAGGCUGAGGUCCAUUGAUACCAUAGCUAAGAAGUUUGCAGAGCUGACAAUGGCUGAUAAAGGAAUUGUGAAAGCUACCGUGACGACAGUUAUGGUGAGUUUUACUUUGCAAUUCAUCACCUUUCUUUGCAUGGUUCCCUGAUUUCGUUAGCAACUGUUGCUUCACCUUACAUUGAACUUAGUAUAUUGACCGUGAACCUUCACGGCUCUAGUAGUAUAAUAACAUUUAACUUUCAGCCUAUGCAAGUUGAGUUUCAUGCAUUGUAUAAGAUAAUUGGAAAAACGAUAAAUUUCUGCCCGCCAAUUGUUAUGAUCAUGGAUCAGCAAGUUCUUGUUCAUGUAUUGUGCAAUGAGUUUGAAAUAACUUGUGAGCUUUAACUUUGGUUUAAACACGAAGCUUAUGAAUGCGGAAUUCUGGACCGAGGAGUUGGCAUAAGAGUGCUAGCUGGGAAGCUAUCUGGAAUGAGUGACCUAACUACCAUAUGGGCUUAUUGUUACUACAAUAGAUCUUUAAUGGAAAAACAUAUAUGGUUUAUAUCAGAUUGUUGGUGAGUGAAAUAUCUUGCUUUCUAUUGUUUGACAACAUCGCAUUGGUCUGUAUUGUAUUUGUACCAACCAGCCCCUCCCCCCAUCGGAAGAGAAAGAACUGAAGGAGACACUACAGCAGAUUAUUGGACAAGGGAAGCAGGUUACACUUGAGCAGAAGGUGCAUAUUUCGCUCCAGAAACACAAAAGUCGUUAGUUUCUUCUGAUACCCAACUGAAUUACAGAGGACAUUCAGCUGACUGAAUCUCUCUCGUUCUUUCCCCCCCCAGAUUGAUGCUAGCAUCCUUGGAGGCCUCGUGGUUGAGUUCUCACAGAAAGUGUUCGACAUGUCCAUUAAGACGAGGGCAAAGCAGAUGGAGAGAGCUCUCAUGGAACCAGUUCAGUUCUGAAACCAGUUAACUUUCGCCCACUCUAAACCGACUCCACUCCUCAGCUCAACUCCUUGCCCUACCUCUGCUUGAAAUUUCAAUCCAGUUGUAGCACAAUCCAUGGAGGAAACUUGUUAGAUCUCGUUUUGUGUUUCUUGACUAGCCACCAUUGUGAUGUGCUGUGAUGGAACAUGAUCCAGCUCAUAAAAAUUAACAAUGGACAGUGGUCGCAGGGCAAGAGCUGUCUCAAUCUGUGCCUGGAGUUUGUUUCUUCUGCGAGUUUGUGCUACUCCUAAAACUUAAAAAGUCCUUAUUUUCACAGAUCAUAUGGAAUUUUUGAAAAUGUUCUUUAUUACAAUAAUAUAUCUAUCGUCAUAAUGACGGUUUUAUGUCCUUUAAUUUUUCUAUAUAUGUAAAAAAUUAUGCAGGUUCUAUAUGAGCUAGUUAGUUCUUGCCUUCAGGGUCAUUGACCAUAUUUUAGGCAAUGCCAAAUUUUGGCAUCAUUAAAUUUGUGCUUAUUGCUAAGGGUGAAUGUCUAAACGAUGAGGCAAAAUAUGUACCGCGUACAAGAUACAAAGAUGUACUAGAUACAAUCAUACAAAGAUAUAUUAUGAAUAUGUACAUUAGGAUAAUGUCCCGAAUAUGUGUAAAUUAUGAGGCAAAUAUGUACCGUGGUCAAAUCGGAUAAUUCUUUCUAUUAAUGGAUGUAAAUUUUGUGCAGGGGUCAUAUAUGGAUGUAAUGUUUUCAAAGAGACAAAAAGUAUAUAAAUUAUUAUAGAUAAAACUGUAUAAAAGAA